This is a messenger RNA of Paramecium sonneborni, 874 nucleotides long. Lineage: Eukaryota; Ciliophora; Oligohymenophorea; Peniculida; Parameciidae. The record is from the annotation of a GenBank genome assembly.
GAAGUUUAAUCUCUUAAAUAUCUGAUAGAUUAAUUUCAGAGGAAUAUUGGAUUCAAGGAAAUGUGGCUUAUCGUUAUGAUACAGAUAUACAUGCUAAAUGGUUAUUAGGAUUUUGUAUUCCCUUAUCUUUAUUCUUUGGAAUCAUAAUGCCUACUUACUUUUGGUAUGGAAUAAGAAAAAAUUAACAUCGAUUAGAUAGUACUUAAGUGAGAUAAAUCUGGGGCUAUCUUUCUAAUGAAUAUAAAUUACAUGCUUUUUAUUGGGAAACUAUCAAAAUCAUUUAAAAAGAAUUAAUCAUAAUUAUAUUAGCUUAUUAUGAGGAUUAUAUUCCUAUUAAAGGAUCUCUUGUAUUUUUAGUGUUAUUUGGAUAUAGCAUUUUAUCUAAUGCUCAAAAACCUUAUAUGUCUGGGGAUCUUAAUUACUUAGACUCAAAAUCGACUGUUGCCUGUGCAGUUUCAUUCAUAUCAGGCAGCUCUAUUUACACUGCUUAAUAAUCAAAUUUAUAGGAAAUUGUUUGGCCAUUUUAUAUCAUUAUUGGAAUUUUAAAUAUCUCAUUCAUUGUAUAAAUGCUUAUUAAAAUAAUAUUUGCUUAUUUUGUUAAACUGAGUGAUAAAAUUGAUUAGGUUAAGGAUUUUAUUAAAAAACAUUUCCCUAAUUUAAUCAUUAAGCAUCCAUUCUUCGCUUGGUUAUUAGAAACUAGUAAGUAAAAAUUGGAUAGGAUUAAAGGUAGAUUUACUAAAUUAAAAAUUUAUCUUACAGCUGAAGCUAAAAAGAGAUUAGGGUUUAAAAAGGAAUAAAUAACCAUAUAAUAAUAAUAAUAAUAAUGGUGGACAAUGGGUUUGGGUUUGGGUUUGGGUUUGGGUUUGGGGUUGGG